AUAAUGCAAGUCUGCAGCCAGCAGAGCUCACAGUUGUUGCAAACUGCUCAGCACUAAGGGAGCCAGCGCACAGCACAGCCAGGAAGGCGAGCGAGCUCAGCCAGCCGAGCCAGCCCAGAGACCCUGUGGCUAUCGGCUGUCCCAGCUUCCCAGCGUCAACAGACCCGGCACAGGCUGAGAGGCAUUAAGAACGUAUACAAGGACCCAAGGGCUGGCCCAUCCAGAUCUGUGCGGAAUGCAAUCAGCUCUUUCUGUAUGGGAUGAGGUCAUUGGAUUGCCCGCCCUCAGCACGAUGGAUCUGCAUGUCUUCGACUACUCGGAGCCAGGGAACUUCUCGGACAUCAGCUGGCCAUGCAACAGCAGCGACUGCAUCGUGGUGGACACGGUGAUGUGCCCCAACAUGCCCAACAAAAGUGUCCUGCUCUACACACUCGCCUUCAUUUACAUUUUCAUCUUCGUCAUCGGCAUGAUUGCCAACUCCGUGGUGGUCUGGGUGAACAUCCAGGCCAAGACCACAGGCUACGACACGCACUGCUACAUCCUGAACCUGGCCAUCGCCGACCUGUGGGUUGUCCUCACCAUCCCAGUCUGGGUGGUCAGCCUCGUGCAGCACAACCAGUGGCCCAUGGGGGAGCUCACGUGCAAGGUCACACACCUCAUCUUCUCCAUCAACCUCUUCGGCAGCAUCUUCUUCCUCACGUGCAUGAGCGUGGACCGCUACCUCUCCAUCACCUACUUCACCAACACCUCCAGCAGCAGGAAGAAGAUGGUACGCCGUGUCGUCUGCGUCCUGGUGUGGCUGCUGGCCUUCUGCGUGUCUCUGCCAGACACCUACUACCUGAAGACCGUCACGUCUGCGUCCAACAAUGAAACCUACUGCCGGUCCUUCUACCCUGAGCACAGCAUCAAGGAGUGGCUGAUCGGCAUGGAGCUGGUCUCUGUGGUCUUGGGCUUCGCCGUUCCCUUUUCCGUCAUCGCUGUCUUCUACUUCCUGCUGGCCAGAGCCAUCUCGGCGUCAGGUGAUCAGGAGAAGCACAGCAGCCGGAAGAUCAUCUUCUCCUACGUGGUGGUCUUCCUCGUCUGCUGGCUGCCCUACCACGUGGCGGUGCUGCUGGACAUCUUCUCGAUCCUGCACUACAUCCCUUUCACCUGCCGGCUGGAGCACGCCCUCUUCACAGCCCUGCACGUCACACAGUGCCUGUCGCUGGUGCACUGCUGCGUUAACCCUGUCCUCUACAGCUUCAUCAAUCGCAACUACAGGUAUGAGCUGAUGAAGGCCUUCAUCUUCAAAUACUCGGCCAAAACCGGGCUCACCAAGCUCAUCGAUGCCUCCAGAGUCUCGGAAACGGAGUACUCUGCCUUGGAGCAGAGCACCAAAUGAUCCGCCCUGGAGAGGCUCUGGGACGGGGUUGCUUGUUUUUGAACAGGGUGAUGGGCCCUGUGGUUUUCUAGAGCAAAGCAAAGUAGCUUCGGGUCUUCAUGCUUGAGUAACGUGAAGAGGGGAGCACGUGCCCCCCGCAUCCAUUCUCUCUUUCUCUUGACGACGCGGCUGUCGUUCGGCUGUACGUGCUGACAGUUUUGCAACAGGCAGAGGUGUGUCGUACAGCAGUGCUGUGCAUCAGAGCCAGCUGAGGACGGGCUUGCCUGGACUUCUGUAAGAUAGGAUUUUCUGUGUUUCCUGAAUUUUUUAUAUGGUGAUUUGUAUUUAAAUUUUAAGACUUUAUUUUCUCACUAUUGGUGUACCUUAUAAAUGUAUUUGAAAGUUAAAUAUAUUUUAAAUAUUGUUUGGGAGGCAUAGUGCUGACAUAUAUUCAGAGUGUUGUAGUUUUAAGGUUAGCUUGACUUCAGUUUUGACUAAGGAUGACACUAAUUGUUAGCUGUUUUGAAAUUAUAUAUAUAUAUAUAAAAAUAUAUAUAAAUAUAUAAAUAUAUGCCAGUCUUGGCUGAAAUGUUUUAUUUACCAUAGUUUUAUAUCUGUGUGGUGUUUCGUACCGGCACGGGAUAUGGAACGAAAACUGCUCUGUAAUGCAGUUUGUGACGUUAAUAGUAUUGUAAAGUUACAUUUAAAAAAAACAAAAAACUGUUCCCGACUGCAAAUCUGUGCACACAACGAACAGUCGCAUUUCAGAGAGUUCUCUCCAUUUGUAAGUUAUUUUUUUUAAUAAAGAUUUUUGUUUCCUAAAAAUGCA
Cercocebus atys (sooty mangabey) is the source of this 2189-nucleotide messenger RNA. RefSeq names its product atypical chemokine receptor 3 (gene ACKR3). Gene Ontology annotation, biological process: angiogenesis; vasculogenesis; chemotaxis. The transcript has 3 exons. NCBI's taxonomy places the organism in Eukaryota, Metazoa, Chordata, Mammalia, Primates, Cercopithecidae. The record is from RefSeq and is a predicted model, not a curated record. Gene Ontology annotation, cellular component: membrane. Bases 236 to 1381 code for a protein of 381 amino acids. Gene Ontology annotation, molecular function: G protein-coupled receptor activity; chemokine binding; coreceptor activity.